Molecule: messenger RNA, 2275 nt
Organism: Momordica charantia (bitter melon)
Lineage: Eukaryota; Viridiplantae; Streptophyta; Magnoliopsida; Cucurbitales; Cucurbitaceae
Source: RefSeq, a predicted model, not a curated record
UUAAAUUUAUUUGGCAGUGCAAAGGAAUCAGUUUCCUUCACCCAAUUACUUCAAUUAAUUUCAAUUAACUGAUUAAAAUAAUGCAAUGAAUCUGUUUCUCUCUCUAUUUCUCUACUCCCUCUUCAGUUCACAUUAUUUCUCCUUCAAUUUCCAGUCAAAUUCUUUGCUCAAAUUCCAGCCCUGUCCUCAAUUCCUCGUCAUCUUCUUUCCCCCGACCUUUAAUGGCGGAAAUCUAACACUCCUCGCACAGAAAUGCUAAUUAAGAGCUGAACAAYAGUAUGUUUCCUUCCCUUCCUUUCCUUUAAUUUCAUUCUCUCUGUAUUCGAUUCUUCGACCGUGCCGCUGAAUUCGCUUUUCCCUUUUUUCUUCCUCUUUCCUUUUUCGCCAUUCGGAUUCCCCGAGUUUUUAAUCACUGUAUUUGAUCGCUCACCAAACCAGAGACCGCCGGAGCUCACAUUCUUCAAAAGAAGAAAGAAAAAAACCUAGCCGGAAUUUCGAUCGGAGAAGAAAGAGAACAGAGGAUCGAUGUCUGUAACGUCGUCGUUUUGUUUGGCGGACCAAAAGCCGCGCUCCAAUCUGGAACGGUUUCUUCAAUGUGUGACGCCUUGCGUUCCUUGGCGAACUCUUCCUCGGAGCUGCCUCCAUGAUCUCAACAGUCUCUGGCAACAACCCGAUAAGGAUACCGUGCAAUACUUCACGCUCCGUGAGUUGUGGGAUUGCUACGAUGAAUGGAGUGCAUAUGGUGCCGGUAUCCCGAUACAAUYGAACGGUUUGGAAACUGCUACCCAGUUCUAUGUGCCUUAUCUGUCAGCAAUUCAGAUCUACACAAGCAAGCCUGCUGCCCCAACCAGAACCCGAAGAUAUGAUAGUGACAUGGCAGAGUGUGAAAGUGAUUCUUGGAGCGACGAUAGUUGGAGCGAUAACCUGUCAAGAUCCCUGAGCAACAACUCUAGCAGGACAUGGGAUGCUGUUUCUGAAGAUUCGAGCUUCGACCAGGAGGGAUCAUGGCCACCAAGGGAGAAACUUGGCUACCUCUCCUUAAAGUAUAUGGAGAUGUCUUCUCCUUAUUGGAGAGUGCCUUUUAUGGACAAGAUAACGGAAUUAACUCAAACCUAUCCAGCAUUAACUACACUUAGGAGUGUGGAUCUUUCUCCCGCUAGUUGGAUGGCUGUUUCUUGGUACCCUAUUUAUCACAUCCCAAGUCAGAAAAAUGACAAAGACUUCGCCACAUGCUUUCUAACCUAUCACACAUUGUCUUCAUCUUUCCAAGAUUGCUAUCUGGAUCAUGAAGGGCAAGAUGGAUGUAGUUGUUCCGAUACCACGGGCCAAAGCGAGGACAAAAGUAGUGCUUCUACUUCAACUUGCCUUUCCCCAUUUGGGUUGGCCAGUUACAGAAUGCAGGGAGAUCUCUGGUUGAGGCCAGAGACGUCGUCUGAUUAUGAACGGAUAGUCGAUCUCUAUCAUGCUGCGGAUUCAUGGUUGAAGCAGCUUGGCGUCCAUCACCAUGACUUCAACUUUUUUUCCCUCCACUCAACCUUGUAAAAAACCAGUUUUCCAUUUCCUAGGCUGGCUCACUGACUCUUCUUGUUCRUCAUCCAGGUUGUUCUUUUUUUUGUUCCAUUCCAACAUGAGAAACUCCAACUCAGCCUCUGGCCACUGCAGUUCAGUUCAUAUGACAGAACAACCCUUUUGUACCUUUUUUUUUUUGAACUUAGGAAAACGAUGAAUGCUGUUUUAGARGCAGAGGGCAUCACCUCCCACUGAGUUUUGGUGGAGGGGUGGUUUUGGAUUCAGUCUUCAGUUUUCUAUCCUUUUAACCUUUUAUUUAUGGUGUGGACUUCCCUGGAGAUGUAGGCUGGUUUUAAAAGACAUGACUGAAUACUGAUUGGGAGUUGUUACUGUAACGAGUGUCAAUUUGUCGAUUUAAAUGGAUGGACUCUCUUGCUGGUGGAGUUGUACUGUAAGUAUUUGUUAUUAGUUUCCUUUUAACUUUUACUUAACUGUAUGUUUCUGACUUCUAACCAUUGAGGGUGGUGGCGUAGUGGGCUUGCAGUCGAAUGGAGUUAUCCCCUCUGCCAUUCGAGGCUUGCAGGYCGCAUAGUUGGGGYUUCUCCCUCCCUCCAUUAAAGGACAAGUCCCGUAACGUCAAUUACAGUAGUAAGUGGUUGUCGACACCUUCCGAUUGUAGGAAAUUCUUGGUGUAAGCCACAUGACAUUCAUUUUGGGUUAUCAAAGAAAAAAGUAAAAAAAAAAUGUAGUUUCUGAUUUUUGAGCA